CCGUUCCUGACCCUCUACCUGAGGCAGCUGGGUCUGGCCGCGCCCUGGGUGGGCGUCCUGAUGGGGACCAGGCACCUGGUCGCUGCCUUCUGGGCGCCCUUCUGCGCCUUCCUGGCCCGGAGCCACCGGAGGAGGAGGGCGCCUUUGGACGCAGACCUGGGGCCCCGCUCCUGCCACGCCGGCCCCAGCGUGACCCCCGCAGUCCCGCCACCGGAGGGGGCACUGGCGGUGAACGUCACCCUGGCCGAGGAGCACAGCUCGAGCCUCCCAGCAGAUAGAGGUGCUGGGAUCAGCCACGCCUCCAGCUUCAGGAAAGGACUCGUGGAAAGUGUCCAAGAACCUUCCGGGCAUCUGCCCAGAAGUUUGGUGGGCUCCGGGGAAGGAGCCUGGACCGCAUCCGAAGUCCUCCAUCCUGUCGCUGCAGGGAGGGAAGAGGCGCCCUGGGAAGAAGGUGCCCUGAAGGUGGUCAGCACCGCCCUCCCUUCGCUGGCUGGGGGUACAGCGCUGGCGAGUCCAGCCAACGUGUCCGUGACCCAGGGGGACUCGGGGACCCUGGGCCUGUCCCCGGAAGGGUUGCUGCGGACUUUCCUUCCCUGCUUGGUGUCCUUGGUGUUCUGGGAGCUGCUGGCGGCCCCUCUGGAGCAGGUGGCUGACGACAGCCUGUUUGAGUACCUGGAUGUUGUGGACGCCACCGACCGGCACAGAACCCUUUGGGCCUGGAAGCUGCUGGGCACGGCGGCGGGCGUGUGUGGCAUCGCGGCCUUGGUGGAGCAGCUGGACUGCUCCCUGAAGGCCAGCGGCCCCCGGGGGGUGGUGUACUUCUACGGCUACGCCCUGGUCAGCGUCCUGGCUCUGCCGGUGAGCACUGUUUUCCCCGUCCCCCUGUGCAGGCGGCGGGAGCCCAGCUGCAAAACCAGCAAAGCGCUGUCUCUGGUGGAGGGCGACCCCCGCCUCCUCCUCCUCGCCAUCACUGUCUUUCUGGUCGGAGCCGUCACCAGCACCACCCAGAACUUUCUGUUCUGGCACAUGCAGGACCACGGCAGCAGCGAGCUGGUGAUGGGCUUCUCCGUGGCCCUGGGCUUGCUGGGGGAGGUUCUCCUCCACCCGUUCAGGGCCACGUUGCUUAGGAAACUGUCCAGACUGGGAACCCUAGGGCUGGGGCUGGGCUGCCUCUCGGGGCAGCUGCUGUACUACUCCUUCCUCUGGAGCUGGUGGUCCGUCCUCCCUGCGCAGGUCUUGAGUGCCGUCAGCCACGGGGCUCUGUGGUGGGCGGUGGGCGCCUCCCUAGAGGACCUGGCCACCCCGGGAAUGGAGAGACCUCUGAGUGCCAUGUUCCGAGGCCACUUCUAUGGGGGCGGGGCCAGCCUGGGCAGCUUCGUGGGCGGCUUCGUGGCGAGGCACUUCAGCCUGGCGGUGCUCUACCAGGCCAGCUGCGUCGUCCUGGGGCUCUGGCUGGCCCUCUUCCUGUCCGUCCGGCCCAGGCUGCCCCAGGAGCCGCGAGUCAGCUACUCGAAGCUGCUGGUCGUGGAGGCAAGUGACACGAGCGACUCGGAGCAGGGGACCGAACGGGACUGUCUUGUGAAGGUCAGUCUGGGAAGGAGCCACAGGACUGGACAGAACUCGGCCUGCUGAGGACAGAGUCCCCGCGUCCUGCCCGGGGCUCCACAGGCCUCAGGAGAGAGAGGGCACGUCGAUGCGGAAGCCCCACAGGUUCCUCUCCUUGUCGGAUUGCAGCUCAAUUUUGUAAAAAGUCAUGGAGGAAAGAAAACAUUUGCUAAAAAAACAAAGUUCCCUCUGUGGUCACUGCCUUUUGGUCUAUGAGGUUUGCCAGAGCUUUACUAGCACGGAUCCGGUGCUGCUGAAUCCGGCCAUGGCGGGAGCGCUCGGGUCAAACCGGCAGCGCCAGGGUGACCAUGGGGCCUGCAGGAUUCCAGCAGCAGAGGGAGCAGCUGGCGUUGAUGAGUGGUGUGCAUUCCUGUGGGUCCUCACGGGCCUGCGCCUGAUCCUAUUAAAGCCACGCCUGGGCAGGUAAGAGUUGUCAUGAAAACCAGAACUCUCUCUCCCCACUGAUACAUGGGUGCCCACACUCAUACCCUGGUACUUAAGUUUCCAAUAAGAGAUGAUGAUGGAGAUGUAAUAUGUCCAGGGGAGAGGGGGUGGGAGUUCAUGAGUUUUCAUUCUUACUCUCAAAUGUGUCACCAGGGAUAGAAUCCUUAGGACUGCCUUCCAUUCUUAUGUCAGAGCAAAGGCAAUGUCAUGUCCUUUGGACUCGCAUUGUACACACUCCCCUCACCUCUGCUUUGAUUAGUGUGCGGCGGCCUCUGUAGGGUUCAGGUGCCACGGGUAGUCCACACUUGGUUGGGCGCUUUUGCAAACCCUCCCCACAUCCCAGAAAAUGGUCCUUUAUUCCAGGGACCAGCCCCCAGUCUUCUAUCUUAUAAUCAGGUGAGUGUAGGAUAUUGGGUUUAGAAGGGGCCUCAAACGCAGGAAAUGUCUCAUAGCUGGGGAAAGGGACACACCAGAAUGUCCAAUGGGUUAGUCAUGGUUCUAGCAACUUUGUUCUUUUAAAAGUUCCUAAGGGUUCAAAUAACCAACAAAAAAUAACCUCUGCCUUCAAUACUAGUAAUUAGGGAUUCAUUUGUCUUACAUUAGAAGUCUAGGGGUAGGCAGUCCAGAGCUAGUACAGCCGCUUCUCGAUGCCACCGGGGACCCAAAUCUUUUCAUCCCUUUGCUUCAUCAUCCUCAGCUUAUAGGCCUCUCUCCCACGUUGUUCACUCAUUACACGGUGGCUCCGCAACUGCAGGCCUCUCGUCCACGUUCCAGGGAGCGAGAGGAUUGAAUGCCUAGGUCAGGAAAACAAGAAACUUCCCUGAAAUUCAUAGCCUCCGUCUGCUCACGUGGCCACCCUGAACCGCAAAGGUGUCUGGGAGGUGGAGUGUUUUCCGGUGGGCACAUUUACACCCCAAGCAAAGUCAGGGUCCUGUGAGGGAGGAGCGGGGCUGGCACUGCCUAGCCCAGCGCCAGAAGCGGCGCUCACAUUCAGGCCUGUCUCGUUCCAAAGCCUGUGUCCUUUCUGCACAGCAAGCCUGCUUCCCACAGAAACGCACUCAGCCACUAGACCUCCCACCGCAACCCUAGGAAUAACGCAAACUUGUUCGCUGCAUUUUACAACCAGAAAAUGGAGUCUUGGAGAAGUCACACAGUGGGUCGCGGGCAAAACCACCACCAGAGCCCUGAUCUCCUUUACCCCAAGUUUAGUGCGUUUUUUGCUGCGCCAGCAGGUCCACGCCUGCCUGGCCACCCAAGUCACCUGAGGAGCGUAUCCAAAAAGACAGGUUCCUGGGCGCCAUCGGACUCUCUCAGGGGGGCCCAGAACACUAGCUUUAUAGAUGUAUUAAUUGACAUGUAAUAAACUGCACACGUUUAAAUUGUACAGUUUGAUAAGUUUUUAAUAUAUAUAUAUAUACACCUCCGAAAUCAACACCACGAUCAACAUAGUGAACAUAUAGACCGACCCCCCCCCAAAAAAAAAUUUCCUCCUGCCCCUUGGCAAUCCCUUCUUUCUCCCUCACUCUACCUGGUCUUAGACAGCACUGCUUUUUAAGGUCUACUUUCUGUCGCUAUACAGGGGUGGGCACAAGUAGAUUCACAGUUGUGAUCAUCAGAGCCUGCACGUCCUUUUCCAUAUGAACAACUGUAAACCUCCUUUCGCCGACCGUGUCCGCAUUUUUAGACACUAUCAUAUGUACUCCUCUAUGUCCGACUUCUUUCACUCAGCAUAAUUGCAGUGACUUCUGACACCAACUCCCCGGAGUUAGGCCAUACUCUACAGGUUAAGGGCAUACAACUGCCCUCAAUUCAGACACCCUCACUUCUGACUAACUGGCUACAGAUUUGAAGGGGGCCCACUCCCCACUCAGGUUCAAUAAUUCAUUAGAACCAUUCACAUGGUUCAGGAACGCUCUGUACUUAGGAUUACGAUUUCAUGAUAACCAAAGGACACAAAUCAGAACCGGCUGAAAGAAGGGGUGCAGAGGGGCCGCGGUCUGGGAGGUCCCAAGUGUGAGGUGUCCCGUCCUCUCCCUGUGGAGUCAGAACACAUCCUGCGGUCAGCACACUGAUGCAACAAUGGAUGGAGGAUUACCAACAGGGAGACUCGCCAAGCUUUGGAGCCCGUGGCUUUGAGUGAGGCUUCUUAUACAAGCCUGAUUUGUUGAAUCAUUAGCCUGUGACUCAAUUUCCAGUCCCUUUCUCCUCCCCAGAAAUCAGACUGCCAGGAUAUUGUGUGGCUCGAAGUCUCAAAUUUCUAACAUGCGAUUGAUCUUUCUUGCAUGGACAAUCGUAUUCAGAGUCACCUCAUUCGCACAAACACAGGUGUGGUCUGAGAGGCCCGUCGUGAAUAACCAACAUCAUGGUUACAAACAGAACAAGACAGGACGAACGGGACAAGCUAACUGUCACAGGAGAAGUUCCAACAGUGAGUUCUUCAUGAGGUCUGGGGCAGGUACGGUGGCUCAGGGCUGGGUGCUCAGAGACACCUGAAGGAGAUGAUGAAGGGUAGGCUUGCGCAUUGAAGAAAGAACUGGGACUUGCAUGUUUCGACUUCGAGCUGUGACUUUUACUCUGUUGACUAGCCAGCGGGUCAGCUAAACUUCAUAAAAUCAAAACUAAAUAAAUGUUUCGCUCCCAGCCUCAUGGCUAUCAGAAAUGUCAAGUUCUAACAUAUGUUGGUUCCAGCUAAAAGGAAAGCAAAUAUUGAAUGAGCUAUUAACUUUUAUUCUCAGGUUUACUUAAACUAUUAUUUCCCAAAUGACUUUUGUACAACACUUAAUCCUAGUGGGGUGGGGUGGGGUGGGGGCAAUUAAAA
Messenger RNA from Myotis davidii, 4867 nucleotides. It is a transcript of the gene MFSD6L, whose product is annotated as major facilitator superfamily domain containing 6-like. NCBI's taxonomy places the organism in Eukaryota, Metazoa, Chordata, Mammalia, Chiroptera, Vespertilionidae. The record is from RefSeq and is a predicted model, not a curated record. Gene Ontology annotation, cellular component: membrane.